Aspergillus bombycis is the source of this 1404-nucleotide messenger RNA. Its product is annotated as MFS multidrug transporter. The transcript has 3 exons. NCBI's taxonomy places the organism in Eukaryota, Fungi, Ascomycota, Eurotiomycetes, Eurotiales, Aspergillaceae. Gene Ontology annotation, biological process: transmembrane transport. The coding region runs from base 1 to 1404 and encodes 467 amino acids. Gene Ontology annotation, molecular function: transmembrane transporter activity. The record is from RefSeq and is a predicted model, not a curated record.
AUGACAGUCCAGUCUCCGAUGUACUGGGAGCACCAUCCCCAUAACCCUUUCAACUGGCCGCGUUGGAAGAAAUGGAUGUCGAUGCUAACGUCAUGUUGGGUCACCUUCAUUGUCGGGUUGAACGCCACGUCUAUCACCACCGCAGCCGACGCAAUAUCCGCCGAAUUCCAUUUGGCCAAUGGAAUAUUUGAAUAUAACUUUUUUGCUGUUACGGCAUGGAACGCUGCGGCUGCAUUUGUCCCACUAGUGACGCUCCCAUUAAUGGAGACUUAUGGCAUGAAGUUGGGCUUUUUGGCAGCAUAUGGUCUCUUCACGAUCUUUCUGAUCCCACAGGCCUUGGCCCAAAAUUUCGCCACGCUUGUUGUUUGCCGGGCUAUGGCUGGCGCCUUCGGAGGAACGUUGCAAAAUUGCGCAGAUGGAAUAGCGUCGAAUCUAUUCCUGCAUCACCAAGAACGGGUCUUCCCUCUAACCUUGUAUACAUUCGCCUUGUUAUUUGGGGUGACAAUGGGGCCUGUUCUGGGUGCAGUUGCGGAGCCAUUAGGGUGGCGAUGGAUAUUCUGGAUUGAGUUGAUUAUAUACGGCGCGUUCACUCCGGUUGUUCUCUUUUGUAUGAAGGAAACCCGAGGCCCAUUACUUCGUGUGAAGCUGAUGCCUGACGAGGCUUCGCCGGGGGUGUCAGACGAUAGCGAGACCCUGGGAACGUUUAAGGAAACUAUAGCCCGAUCAGCUGUUCUUCUUGCAACCGAGCCAACCAUUACCUCCUUUACAUUGUGGUCCGCAUUUGCGUUUGGCCUGGUCUUCAUUUCCACCCAGUCAAUCCCCCUCGUCUUCAGUGACACUUAUGGCUGGCCAUCGUACACCGAUGGUGUAGUCCAGGCUGCCAUAGGCAUUGGUCAAGUCAUUGGCCUCGUCGCAUGCACUCUACAAAACCGAGUUUACACCCGAAGUGCUUCAUACAACCCGGACAGCCUUGGAAUCCCAAUUCCUGAGUAUAUCCUGCAUCUUUCCAUUCCCAGCACAGCCUUUGCGCUAGCAGGUGGCCUCUUUAUGUACGGUUGGGGUAUAUACCAGUCCCACUGGAUCGUUCUGGCUGUGGCCCUGGCUCUGAUCGGAUAUGCAAGUAUGGUCAUUGUCACCGCGGUUAGUAUCUAUAUCACGGAUUCCUAUGCCGGCUAUGCAGCCAGUGCUAUCGCGGCUGUCGCAUUCGGAGAGAACAUCUUCGCAGCGUUCUUGCCAUUAGCAGCUAAGCCAAUGUAUGUUCGGCUGGGCUAUCAAUGGGCGAGCAGUCUACUAGCUUUUGUGGCGCUGGCGCUGACUCUAGCACCGGUGGUCUUACUAUGGAAGGGAAGAACUAUCCGAGCGAAGAGCGUUGCAAUCAAAAAGAUGUCGCAUUCCCAUUUUUAA